Etheostoma spectabile (orangethroat darter) is the source of this 1350-nucleotide messenger RNA. RefSeq lists its product as uncharacterized. Bases 157 to 1350 code for a protein of 397 amino acids. The transcript is spliced from 7 exons. Lineage: Eukaryota; Metazoa; Chordata; Actinopteri; Perciformes; Percidae. The record is from RefSeq and is a predicted model, not a curated record.
UUCCAGACACUAGAGAGCCACCGAGAACAAGAAGGUGGUUCCAGCUUUCAGUCCCGCGUGGAGAGAGCUGAGAGGGCUGAGUUGGCUGCAGCGCUCCGCCAUGCAGAGAGGCUGAGUGCGACCCAGAGAGCCUGCAGCAACGCUGCUCUGGAGAGGAUGGGACUCUCCAUCCAGCAGCACACCCCCCCCUCACCUCAGCCUCCAGCGUCUCCCAGAAGGAGUCCUAGAGGCUCCCUUCCAGGGAGGAGGACCCGGCCCAUGGCGGAGGAGGACAACCGGGGUCGGACGUCCACCACCAACCGGACGUCGUUAGAAGACGAGCCUUUCCUGGAGAAGAAGCUGCGUCUGGGCUCUCAGAUGGCGAUCGUGGCCUGUAAGAUCGCCAAGCUGAGGGACGCAACCAGGAGCCCGAGUCCAGACUCCCCCCUCAGCUCGGUGGACCUCCACACCCCCACUGAGCUGAGGGAAUAUCCUUUCCUCUCCUUCCCCCCUACUCCUCCUCCCAGAGACGCACCGUCCUGCAUCCCGGUGUUGAAGCGUGGUGGAGCAGACAAGAAGGCAGCAAAGAGAAAGCUCCAGCCAAGGAAUACAUCAGAGGACCUUGGGACGGUUGAGAUGAUCCGGCCCGACCAGCGUCCUUCACGGGUGAGGGUUAGUCACCAACCAGCACCCCCCAGUAGGACCCCGUCGGUGGCCCCCAAGGCUCCAGCACCUCCAUCAAAAGCUGCCCCGCCCAACCGAAAAGGACCUCGCCGUGGGACAAAGCUCCGCGUGAAGGCUGUCGCAGCAGAAGAAGACCUCCAGCCCUUCACCAAACCUGGAGAGAAACUGUCCCUGUCCCUCACACAGCUGUCCUCUGACGACUGGGAGAAGAAACUGGACGCUCUGAAGAUGGUUCGAGCUCUGGUGCAACACCACCCGGCGUUACUGCAGACCAAACUGCACGAAGUCUGGUUUUCUAUUCUCUACUAUCUAGUGAGGGGGUGCACGGCCCAGCACCUCCACCAGCUGGCAGACCUCAUGGGGGGGGACCAGGUCUUGGCAGCAGGGAAGAUCUUCGCUGAGCGGGUCCUCACUGCCGUCAGCAAGAUGGCGGUGGACGCUGCACCGGGAGUGAAAUACACUUGCGCUUGGCGUGGCCUGUGCUCGAUGGCCGUGAGCAAAGUCCACGUUCACCUGGGAGAGGGCCAUGGACCUGAGCCGAAGUGGAUGGGCCAGUCUGCUGCUGAAGUUGCCCAGACCACCAACGCCUCUUCUGGAUCAGGCUCACCUGGCCCUGGACGCCUGGUGGAGGCCUGCAGCCCGGGAGAAUCCUGCCGCUCUCCUAAAACACAGGGCUCAGCACCGUAG